This is a messenger RNA of Amblyraja radiata (thorny skate), 580 nucleotides long. RefSeq names its product sperm antigen with calponin homology and coiled-coil domains 1 (gene specc1). The transcript is spliced from 4 exons. The record is from RefSeq and is a predicted model, not a curated record. The coding region runs from base 15 to 485 and encodes 156 amino acids. Lineage: Eukaryota; Metazoa; Chordata; Chondrichthyes; Rajiformes; Rajidae.
AGCUCCGUCUGGACAUGGCGUCUCCAGGACCCGGCUCUGAGACUACGAGGGACGGCUGCUCAAAGGAGGAUGCCUGCGUUGGUGGUGCAUGUGGGCCGGUGCAGUGGGAGUUGCAGGAGAUGCAGGAGACCAUCCUGGAGUUGCAGGACGAGGUGCAGCAAUGCAGAGCCGUGCAGCUGCACAGCGACAGAACCAUCCAGCAGCUGGAGAACAAGGUGUUGUGUCUAGAAAGGGAGAAGCUGGAGUUGGAGAAACAGCUGAAGACGUUCAACAGGAAAAUGAGGGAAGCAGCGGAUGAGUGGCAGCGUUUCCAGGCGGACCUGCAGACGGCCGUGGUGGUGGCGGAAGGCAUGAAGGCGGAGAGCCAGCAGCGGGUGGUGCAGCUGGGGAGGGAGCUGGAGGAGGAGAGGACCACUUCCCAACAGCUGCAGAGGGAGCUGGACGCCCUGCACUCUCUCAGGUGGGUCAGCAGGAGGCGCCGGUGAGGGAGGGCAGCCAUUAACCAGCGUCCUGUUGUCCCUGCACCAAUGGGCCUCUGCUUUACUUCGGAGAUACAGCACGGAAACAGGCCCUUUGGCCC